AUGUCAUCAUAUAAGACAGUUGCACAAGAGAAGAAAAUUCCAGCUCGGAAUCUCCUUGAGAAGCUAAAGCUCUGUGACAACAUCCCAAAUCAAUUGGUCCUUGCGAGGAAUCAGGCUGCUAGCACUACUCUUAACUACCUUGGUUGCCCUGGUUCCAGCUGCUGUCUAGGCCGGCACUAUCAUCCCAAUCUCACUGUCUUGACCGACGAGACACCGGUCUCAAUCCCUACUGCGCGUUGGACGAACGCAAGCUCAAAUCUGUGGAACAACAACAACUGGAACACCUAUCAGAUACAAGGCGAUCCAAGAGUCUACAGUGAAUUAGGUAUCUUCUCAUGCGCAUAUCAUUCAGAUCGGUUUAGUUACUUUGUCAACGAUGGCUCGACUGCCAUAAAUACGACUGAAUCUCCGCAGCGGUUUCCCAAGAGCGACAACUCCAACUUUACAUACUACGGGCGGUCGUAUGGUAUGGAUGCCGCUGUCGGUUUGAAUGACUCGUUUACCUUAAACCCGUACAUUCGAAGCUACGAUUAUAACGAUACUGGAUGUCUAUCGCAGUACACUUGCGACUACGACACCACUUUCGCCAUCCAGCUCGACCUGACUACUUCUUCCCCCGUCCCAGUCUAUUAA
Aspergillus novofumigatus IBT 16806 is the source of this 633-nucleotide messenger RNA. RefSeq lists its product as uncharacterized. The transcript is spliced from 2 exons. Lineage: Eukaryota; Fungi; Ascomycota; Eurotiomycetes; Eurotiales; Aspergillaceae. The record is from RefSeq and is a predicted model, not a curated record. The coding region runs from base 1 to 633 and encodes 210 amino acids.